AUGAAGCCUGGGAGAGCAACUUCUCCCCCAAGAGAAGUAACAGUGGAAGCAGGUUCUAAGUCAGUAUCUAGGCCAGACUGGAAACCUGAGCCACCCCAGAGACCUAAAACCCAGCCAGAGCCUGAGCCAGAAAAGACACCCCUAACCCAGUCAGGAUCUAGGACUCAGCAGGCAUCCAUUAUCCAACAGGAGCCUGCUUCCCAGCAAAGAUCCCUCACCCAGCAGGAGCCCCUUGACCAACAUGAAGCUGAAUCCCAGCACGAACCUGACACCCAUCAAAAAUCCGCUUCGCACCAGGAGCCUGCACUACAGCAAUCGCCUUCCAUCCAAAAGGUGCCCGUCACUCAACAGGAUGCUGCCUCACAGCAGGGAGGAAAAGAGUCUACAAUCCAACAGGAAUCGGAAUUGAGAGCUGGGUCAGGAAAACCACCUCUAGCUCAAGAAGCAGCUGAAUCAACACCUACAGCUCAGGCCAGACCCGGCUCCAAACAGGGACCUCCUGCCCAGACGGAAUCCACAUCCCAAGAGGGAUUUGAACAAGAGCCAGACACUACCACCCAGCAAACCUCUCCAGCUCCAGGAGCCAAGUCUCCACAGGGAUCUUUGACUGAGUGGGGAUUUCUAGCAAAACUGCAAGAACUAUCCCUUCAGCGAUCGGCUGCAGAAUGGAAGACAAUUUUUGAGUGGGCCACAGAUUCCGACUCGGGAUCAGAUCUAGGGACUUCGUUCGAGACAGAUUCUCCAGCCAUGAGGGAAGAAACUGGGGCCUAUGGGCAGAAGGUGAACUUGAAAGGGAAACUUGGAUAUGAAGUGACGUCAGGAUAUUCUGGGAAGAGAACCAAGGGCAAAAAUUACAGGUACUACCAGGACACAGCCUCUAGGCAGAUGCACAGCAUGGACCUGCACACCAUGACACAGUCGCUGGUGACGCUGGCAGAGGACAACAUGGCUUUCUUCUCCAGCCAGGGCCCUGGGGAGACCGCACGGCGGCUGUUGCGUGUCUUCGCAGGUGUGCGGGAGCAGGCGCUGGGGCUGGAGCCAGCCCUGAGCCGCCUGCUGGGCGUGGCGCACCUCUUCGACCUGGACUCAGAGACUCCGGCCAAUGGGUAUCGUAGCCUCGUGCACACGGCCCGCUGCUGCCUGGCACACCUGCUGCACAAGUCACGCUACGUGGCCUCUAACCGCCGCAGCAUCUUCUUCCGCGCUGGGCACAACCUGGCUGAACUGGAGGCCUACCUGGCUGCCCUCACCCAGCUCCGCGCUCUAGCGUACUACGCCCAGCGCCUGCUGGCCACCAACCAGCCGGGGGGACUCUUCUUCGAGGGUGAUGAGGGGCUCACGGCCGAUUUCCUGCGUGAAUACGUCACACUGCACAAGGGCUGUUUCUAUGGCCGCUGCCUGGGCUUCCAGUUCACGCCAGCCAUCCGGCCAUUUCUGCAGACCAUCUCCAUCGGGCUGGUGUCCUUCGGGGAGCACUACAAGCGCAACGAGACGGGCCUCAGUGUGACCGCCAGCUCCCUCUUCACCAGUGGCCGCUUUGCCAUCGACCCGGAGCUGCGUGGGGCUGAGUUUGAGCGGAUCACACAGAACUUGGACGUACACUUCUGGAAAGCCUUCUGGAACAUCACAGAGAUUGAAGUGCUGUCGUCUCUGGCCAACAUGGCAUCAGCCACCGUGAGGGUCAGCCGCCUCCUCAGCCUGCCUCCCAAAGCCUUUGACAUGCCACUGGCUGCUGACCCCAAGCUCACCGUCACCAUCUCACCCCCACUGGCCCACACGGGUCCUGGGCCCGUCCUCGUCCGGCUCAUCUCCUACGACCUUAGAGAAGGACAGGACAGUGAGGAGCUCAACAGCCUGGUGAAGUCUGAGGGCCCAUGGAGCCUGGAGCGGUGGCCACGCCCCCAGCAGGCGCCCCGCUCAAGGUACCUGGUGGUGCACAUCCACGGUGGCGGCUUUGUGGCCCAGACUUCCAAGUCCCAUGAGCCCUACCUCAAGAGCUGGGCUCAGGAGCUGGGCGCCCCCAUCCUCUCCAUCGACUACUCCCUGGCCCCCGAGGCUCCCUUCCCCCGUGCCCUGGAGGAGUGCUUCUACGCCUACUGCUGGGCUGUCAAGCACUGCGCCAUCCUUGGCUCAACAGGAGAGCGGAUAUGCCUCGCGGGAGACAGCGCGGGUGGUAACCUCUGCUUCACAGUGUCCCUCCGGGCAGCAGCCUACGGGGUGCGGGUGCCAGAUGGAAUCAUGGCCGCCUACCCGGCCACCAUGCUGCAGUCCGCUGCCUCCCCUUCUCGCCUCCUGAGUCUCAUGGACCCCCUGCUGCCCCUCAGUGUGCUCUCCAAGUGUGUCAGCGCCUAUGCGGGGGCAGAGACAGAGGACCACUCUGACUCGGACCAGAAGGCGCUAGGCAUGAUGGGGCUAGUGCGGCGGGACACAGCCCUGUUCCUGCGAGACCUCCGCCUGGGUGCCUCCUCGUGGCUGAACUCCUUCCUGGAACUGAGUGGGCACAAGUCCCACAAGCCCUCAGUGCCCACGGCAGAGCCAAUACCAAUACGACGCAGUGUGUCAGAGGCCGCGCUAGCCCAGCCUGAGGGCACACUGGGCAGGGACCCGGUCAAGAGCCUGACCAUGCAGGACCUGAGCCUUACGGGCAGCUCGGGGACCUCGGACUCCUCCGAGCUGUCACUGUCGGCCAAGUCACUUGGCCCCUCCAAGCCCUCGGACGUCAACUUCUUACUGGGCCCAGAGGAUGUGCCUGAAGAGGCCGAGGACCCAUCCCGCAGCGCCAGCACCCACACCACUGCCGCCUUCCCCGAGGGCUUCCAUCCUCGGCGCUCGAGCCAGGGAGCCACGAGGAUGCCCCUCUACUCGUCACCCAUCGUCAAGAACCCCUUCAUGUCGCCGCUGCUGGCCCCGGACAGCAUGCUACAGACCCUGCCACCCGUGCACAUCGUGGCGUGCGCGCUGGACCCCAUGCUGGACGACUCGGUCAUGUUCGCGCGGCGGCUGCGCGGCCUGGGCCAGCCCGUGACGCUGCGCGUGGUGGAGGACCUGCCGCACGGCUUCCUGAGCCUGGCCCCGCUGUGCCGCGAAACGCGGCAGGCGGCGGCGCUGUGCGUCGAGCGCAUCCGCCUCAUCCUCACCCCGCCCAGCACUGCGGCGCCCGCGCGCCACCGGAGCCUGGAGCGCCCGUCCGCACCCGCCACGCCGCCGCGCACGCCACCGGCCUGA
Molecule: messenger RNA, 3225 nt
Organism: Orycteropus afer afer
Lineage: Eukaryota; Metazoa; Chordata; Mammalia; Tubulidentata; Orycteropodidae
Gene: LIPE
Product: lipase E, hormone sensitive type
Exons: 10
Coding region: 1-3225 (1074 amino acids)
Biological process (GO): cholesterol metabolic process; triglyceride catabolic process
Cellular component (GO): cytosol
Molecular function (GO): triacylglycerol lipase activity; sterol ester esterase activity
Source: RefSeq, a predicted model, not a curated record